Molecule: messenger RNA, 3499 nt
Organism: Rosa rugosa (rugosa rose)
Lineage: Eukaryota; Viridiplantae; Streptophyta; Magnoliopsida; Rosales; Rosaceae
Product: pentatricopeptide repeat-containing protein At2g27610
Exons: 2
Coding region: 224-2824 (866 amino acids)
Biological process (GO): RNA modification
Molecular function (GO): RNA binding; zinc ion binding; protein binding
Source: RefSeq, a predicted model, not a curated record
AUGGACCCAAUUUAGCCGAAAAACCAUGAAAGUAAAGAAGCGGUGUAGAAUGAAGAUGGGGAAGCAAUUUCUUACACAAAGCGAGACCAAAACGAAAGACUUUUGAGAAUGGACCCAAGAAGAGUGAUUGGAAAAUAGGCAUGAGAGCAUAAAAGUAAAGAAGCAAUUUCUUCCUCAAUUUCUCCAAUCUUGGUUCAGACCAAAACGAAAGACUUUUGAGAGCAUGACCAAACCGGGCCUUGCAAUCUCUUACACAAAGCGAGCUCUCACACAAACCCACCUUUCAUCUCAUACCAAACGUCUCUCUCACUCUCACCCCAUUCCCUUCACUCCCAAACCCAGCAACACUAUAAAUGCACACCAUCUGUUCGAUAAAACUCCCCAGAGAGACCCCUUAGAAUACACCCACUUACUCUUCGAGUACACUCGCAAUGACCGCAACCAUGAAGCCAUCAACCUCUUUCUGGGUGCUUCCCGGGCCGGUCUACCGGUCAAUGGGUCGGUUCUGUCUUCUGUGGUCAAGGCUUGUGGAAGCUUGUGUGAUCAAGUUGUGGGUAGACAAGUGCAUUGUCAGUGUGUCAAGUCCGGGCUUGGGGAAGACGUUAGUGUUGGGACCUCUCUUGUCGAUAUGUAUAUGAAAACCGAGGGUGUUGUGGAGGGGAGGAGAGUCUUUGAUGAGAUGAGGGAGACGAAUGUAGUGUCAUGGACUUCAUUGAUUUCGGGUUACGCAAGAAACGGAUUGAAUGACCAGGCGUUGGAGUUGUUUUCGCAGAUGCAAAUGGAAGGAAAUAAGCCGAACCCGUUUACGUAUGUGGCUGUGCUUGGAGUUUUGGCAGAUGAUGGGUUGGUUGAGAAGGGAAAUCAGGUUCAUGCCGUGGUUAUAAAGAAUGGUUAUGUGGCGAUUACAUUCUUGUGCAAUUCGUUGAUUAACAUGUAUUUAAAGUCAGGGAUGGUUAGUGAGGCUAGAGCUGUUUUUGAUAGUAUGCCAAGUAGAGAUGAGGUUACAUGGAAUAGCUUGGUUGCAGGUUAUGUUACGAAUGGGCUUGAGUUGGAAGCUUUUGAAAUGUUUAAUCAGAUGGGGCUUGCUGGUAUUAAGUUCACGCAACCGAUAUUUGUUACUGUUAUCAAGUUAUGUGCUAACUAUGAAGAAUUGGGUUUUGCAAGACAGCUACAUUGCCGUGUUUUGAAGAGUGGGUUGGCAUCCCAUCGCAAUAUUGAAACAGCAAUCCUGGUGGCUUACAGUAAGUGCAGUGAAAUGGACGAUGCUUAUAAUAUGUUCUCCAUGAUGCAAGGUGUUCAGAGUGUAGUAACUUGGACGGCCAUGAUCAGCGGGUACCUGCAGAAUGGUGGAACAGAGAAAGGAGUGAAGUUAUUCUGUAAAAUGAGCAGAGAAGGUGUUAGACCAAAUGAUUUCACUUAUUCUGCCAUCAUUAUGGCCCACCCUUCUAUAUCUAUAUUCCAAGUGCAUGCACAAGUUAUAAAAACUAAUUAUGAGAAGUCACCUUCUGUAGGAACUUCACUCAUAGACGCUUAUGUUAAGACGGGAAAUGUUCCUGAAGCUGAAAAAGUUUUCCAAACGAUUGACGAGAAGGACAUUGUAGCAUGGUCAGCAAUGCUUGCUGGAUAUGCUCAAAUAGAAGACACCGUGGGAGCUAUUAAAAUUUUCCUCCAGUUGACAAGAAAAGGGGUCAAACCUAACGAGUUUACUUUGUCUAGUAUCAUUAAUGCUUGCGCUGGACCUUCAGCAACAGUGGAGCAGGGGAAACAAUUUCAUGCUUGCUCAAUUAAACUCAGGUUGAACAAUACUUUGUGUCUAAGUAGUGCUCUUGUCACCAUGUAUGCAAAGAUGGGGAAUAUUGAAAGUGCAAAUGAAGUUUUCAAGAGACAAGGUGAGAGAGACUUAGUUUCGUGGAACUCUAUGAUCUCUGGAUACGCACAACAUGGUCAGGGGAAUAAGGUUCUUGAAAUAUUUGAGGAGAUGCGUAGACAAAAUUUGGAAAUUGAUGGGAUAACAUUCAUUCUCAUAAUCUCUGCCUGUACUCAUGCAGGCUUAAUAGAUGAAGGUAAAAGAUUUUUCAAUAUUAUGGUCCAGGAUUACAAUAUUGAUCCUACAAUGGAGCACUAUUCUUGUAUGGUUGAUCUGUACAGCCGAGCCGGAAAGCUUGAAAAAGCGAUGAAUCUUAUAAACAGCAUGCCCUUCACUGCAGAUGCAAAUGUGUGGCGAGCUCUCUUGGGUGCUUGCCGUGUUCACCGCAACUUAGAGCUGGGAAAACUCGCAGCAGAAAAGCUUAUUUCACUUCAGCCCCAAGAUUCCGCUGCUUAUGUUCUGUUGUCAAAUAUUUAUGCUGCAGCUGGAAACUGGCAAGAGAGAGAUAAAGUGAGGAAGUUGAUGGAUGAAAGAAAAGUGAAAAAGCAACCUGGGUAUAGCUGGAUUGAGGUGAAGAACAAGACCUAUACAUUCUUGGCCGGUGAUGUUUCACAUCCCAUGUCAGACCGUAUAUACUCAAAACUUGAUGAGUUGAAUAACCGAUUGAAGGAUAUGGGUUAUCAGCCUGAUACAAACUACGUGCUCCAUGAUGUUGAAGAGGAACACAAAGCAGCCUUUCUUUAUCAACACAGUGAGAGGCUGGCCAUUGCUUUUGGAUUGAUUGCCAAACCUCCAGGAUCUCCUAUCCAGAUUUUGAAAAAUCUUAGGGUAUGUGGAGACUGUCACACUGUUAUUAAAUUAAUUUCGGUGAUAGAAGCGAGGGAUAUAGUUGUCAGAGAUUCAAAUCGAUACCACCACUUCAAGGGUGGUUUAUGCUCUUGUGGAGAUUAUUGGUGAGACCCCAUUGGGGAAAAGGAUUUAACAAUAAGUUUGGAAGGGUUCUCGUGCAAGUGAUCAAGAACACCUUCAAACAAAGCAGCUGCAUGACUUCUAGCCUCUAGAUGAUGCAUAAAUUUCAUCAGGGGAAAACACAGAUUGUAGCAUGAGAAGUUUAUUCUUAACUUACCAUGCAAAAUUUAAGUCAUGCCACCAACUAGCAGCUGUACUUAGAUUUAUGUGGUGUGCGAGAACCCAAUGGUAUUUCCCAAUAAAGAAGAGUUGUAUACCAAGGUUUUAAAUUUUCAAAGAUGACGAGAUCAACAGUCUCAUGGACCAUCCUGGGAUAAAUUUUUCUCUUUGGUGACAAUUUAUCUCCAAUGGUAGUUGGUUGGUUCAUGUGGUCUGGAGUUAUUUGCCAGCACUCCAAUUUGCAAGGCAUGUGACAGUACCAAUUAACAGUCUCGUGGAAAAUUCAUUCUGGGUAGCAUUUGCUUGUGGUCCUUGGUUGGUCCAUGAAGUCGGGAAAUUUUAUCACCACCACUCCUGUUUGUGAGACAUUAUGGCUGCUGGACUCCAGGAAGGUCGAUAUGAUUUCAAAGUUGCUGCAACUGCAGAUACAUGUGGACAAGACAUCGAGGUGCCAGAAAUGAUGUUAUAAUUGACAGACCUUUCUGCUGUGGGUGUAGUUGAGAC